AUGUCUUCAUCAUCGCUUUCCAAUUUCUCUCUUUAUUUAUUGGGUGGUUUUCUCUUUUUUCUUUCGACAAGUCCAUUCGUUGAGGGAGGACUCUUGAAAAGAAAUGAGAUUGCCCCAUCGCUCGUUUGGGAAAGGCUUAUUCAACUACAGAAUUCAAUUGACAAGUUGGCCGAGGCGAAUCGAGCCGUCCGUUGCCGAGUGCCCGCACUCACCCAGAAACCGGCAACCGGUGAGCAUCAAAAGACAAAGCGAUUCGUUGGGCCGUCACAGCGACUCGAGGAGUUGAUCAAUCCAUUUGUCCUCCACAGUAUGGACAAACGAUUCGCCGGUCCAUCACAGCGACUCGAAGAGCUCAUCAAUCCACUUGUCCUUCACAAUAUGGACAAGCGAUUCGCUGGGCCAUCACAGCGACUCGAAGAGCUCAUUAAUCCACUUGGCCUUCACGAGAUGAACAAGCGUUUCGCUGGGCCAUCGCAACGCCUCGAGGAGCUCAUCAAUCCACUUGUCCUUCACCAGAUGAAUAAGCGAUACGUGGGCCCAUCGCAGCGCCUCGAGGAGCUCAUCAACCCGUUGAGUCUUGGCGCCGGUUACGGUAACCACUUACCCGAAUCGAUUCAAGAAUAUGAGGAUUGU
Mesorhabditis belari is the source of this 633-nucleotide messenger RNA. NCBI's taxonomy places the organism in Eukaryota, Metazoa, Nematoda, Chromadorea, Rhabditida, Rhabditidae. The record is from the annotation of a GenBank genome assembly.